Messenger RNA from Prunus armeniaca (apricot), 336 nucleotides. The record is from the annotation of a GenBank genome assembly. NCBI's taxonomy places the organism in Eukaryota, Viridiplantae, Streptophyta, Magnoliopsida, Rosales, Rosaceae.
AUGGGAUUAUGGCUAAUGGAUGAUGGCUUUGGUGGUGGCGGCGUUUGGACCAAGCUAUUUGCCUUUACAUCGUUGGAAGAUAUCGUGACACCUUUGCGAUCUUUGAGGGGCAGCAACCAUGAUGAGUUGCUUCUUAUAGUUUCCCAAGAAGGCCGCUUGUUCACGUUCGACCUCGAUAUAGAAACCCAAGAGUAUGUUCAGGUUCGCAGCAUGGACGACGACCAAGACUCUAUCUUCCACGAGUAUGUUGCGGUUUGGGGCGGGGACCCAGAUUGUUUGCAAGUUGUUGUGUGUGUGGGUAGCAUAGUUCCCUUAUACAGAAGCAAUCAGUGCUAG